AUGGACAAGAUGGGGCUGCCAGGGACCAGCAAGCACAUCACCUUCCUCCUGCUUUGCCAGCUAGGCGCCUUCAGCCGAGGUGACGGCUGCUGCGUGGAGAGGACGUCACACUCAGAGGAAGCCUCAGGUUCCUACUUAGGACCCAGGAACUUGAGUUGCUACAGGGUUUCCGGGGCAGACUAUGAGUGCUCCUGGCAGUAUGAUGGCCCUGAGGACAAUGUUGCUCACUUCCUGUGGUGCUGCUUUGUUCGUGGGAAUACCAACUUUAGCCAAGAAUGCUGCUGCUACUUUUCCUCAGGCCGGUCCCAGACGGUGCAGUUCUCGGAACAGGACGGUAUCUCUACGCUGUCCAAGGUCAACUUCUGGGUGGAGUCUCGGCUUGGGAACCGGACCAUGAAGUCUCAGGAGAUAUCUCUGUACCUGUACAACUGGACCAAGAUCACUCCUCCCUUGGGACACAUCAGAGUGUCGCGAUCGCACGGGCAGUUGCGAAUGGACUGGAAUGUGUCCGAUGAGGCCGGUGCUGAGGUGCAGUUCAGGCGCCGGAUGCCCACAACGAAUUGGACCUUGGGUGACUGUGGACCUCAGGUUAACUCUGGCUUGGGUAUGCUUGGUGACAUUCAUGGUAGCAGUUCUGAGUCCUGCCUCUGCCCUUCUGAGAACAUGGCCCAGGAGAUCCAGAUAAGGAGGAGGAAGCGGCUCUCCUCAGGGGCCCCUGGAGGUCCCUGGAGUAAUUGGAGCAUGCCUGUGUGUGUUCCACCCGAUCUCCUCCCCCAGGCCGAGAUUAAGUUCUUGGUGGAGCCCCUGAACCAAGGUGGAAGGAGGCGUCUGACCAUACAGGGGCAGUCGCCACAGCUGGCUGUCCCGCCAGGCUGCCGGGACAGGCCUGGUGCUCAGGUGAAGAAGCACUUGGUACUGGUGCGCAUGCUGUCCUGCAGGUGCCAGGCUCACACCUCGAAAACCGUGCCCCUGGGCAAGACGCUGAACCUCUCCGGGGCCGCCUACGUCCUGGAUGUGCUCGCCGAGACUCGCUUUGGCCGCAGCACCCUCCGGAAGUGGCCCCUUCCCGCCCAAGAGCUCACAGAGACAAGAACCCUGAAUGUCAGCGUGGAAGGCAACGUGACAUUCAUGCAAUGGGCAGCCCAGGCUCCAGGCACCACCUACUGCCUUGAGUGGCAGCCGUGGGGCCAGGACAGGAACCACACUCGCUGUACCCUGAUUGCACCAGAAGAUGAGGACCCUGCCAAGAUGGUGACACACAGCUGGAGCUCGAAGCCGAACCUGGACCAGGAGGAAUGUUACCACAUCACUGUCUUCGCCUCCAAGAACCCCAAGAAUCCCAUUCUGUGGGCCACCGUCCUGUCCAGUUACUACUUUGGGGGUAACGCCUCAAGGGUCGGGACUCCGCGCCACGUGUCGGUGAGGAACUACACCGAGAACUCGGUGUCCGUGGAGUGGACGGCGUCGCAGCUGAGCACCUGCCCCGGGGUCCUGACGCAAUACGUCGUGCGUUGCGCGGCUGAAGACGGCACGUGGGAGUCAGAGUGGCUCGUGCCACCCACGAAAACCCAAGUGACACUUGACAAGCUGCGCAGCCGCGUGGUGUACACGGUUCAGGUGCGAGCCGACACUGCGAGGCUCCCAGGCGUCUGGAGCCAUCCCCAGCGCUUCAGCUUUGAGGUGCAGAUUUCCCGUUUAUCCAUCGUUUUCGCGUCUCUGGGAAGCUUCGCCAGCGUCCUCCUCGUGGGCAGCCUCGGAUACAUUGGCUUAAACAGGGCCGCCUGGCACUUGUGCCCACCCCUGCCUACACCGAGUGGCAGCGCUGCUGUGGAGUUCUCCGGCAGCCAGGGCAAGCAGGCUUGGCAGUGGUGCAGCCCUGAGGACUUUCCGGAGGUGCUGUACCCGCGAGACGCUCUGGUGGUGGAGAUGCCCGGGGACGGAGGCGACGGGACAGAGUCGCUCCAGGACGCCCCUGAGCGUGCCCUGGACACAAGGCGGCCCUUGGAGACUGAGAGGCAGGUGCAGGGACUCUCAGAGGCCAGGCGCCUGGGCCUGGCUAGGGAGGACUGUCCCCGUGAUGACUUGGCCCACGUGACACUCCCGCUGCUCCUGGGAGAUGUGACCCAGAGAGCCUCUGUACUUGACGAUCUUUGGAAGACCCUUAAGACCGCGGAGCCGGGACCACCCACUUUGGGGCAAGAGGCCUGA
This is a messenger RNA of Arvicanthis niloticus (Nile rat), 2208 nucleotides long. RefSeq names its product interleukin 12 receptor subunit beta 1 (gene Il12rb1). The record is from RefSeq and is a predicted model, not a curated record. Gene Ontology annotation, cellular component: external side of plasma membrane. Gene Ontology annotation, biological process: cytokine-mediated signaling pathway. Gene Ontology annotation, molecular function: protein binding; cytokine receptor activity. Lineage: Eukaryota; Metazoa; Chordata; Mammalia; Rodentia; Muridae.